AUGGUGAUGCCUAGCUUGUCGGAGGCGGAGCUCUUGUUGGGGUCAAAGAGCAGCCCAGACUCUCGGUAAGUGGUCAGACCCCAGUUCUCCAUCGCACCCGACUGGAAGUCUGGGAUAGCUGCCAGGUCUGGGAGGAACACACAGGAAUACAUCAGGAAAUGCUUUAUUUGAACGUCUACUUACAAAAAUGUCUAUAAACCAUUAUUAAACAUAAUACAUAAAUUGGCAGAAACUGUCAGCUAGCGACACCUUCCGCUACCAAAUGCACCCAGGAAGUCUAUGUGUGGUGAGUGGUGCGGUUGUGUACGUGUGGUGUGUUCUACUCACCCUGUUUGGGUAGAGGAUACGGGAUAUCAAAGUAGUCAUCGUAGAAGUCCAACAGUCUGACUGCGGCAUUCAGGGCAAACUCUGUCUGGUUGAUCUUGUCUGGUACGGCAUACACUGAGAUCUGACAGGACAACACAGAGGAAGAGGUCAACCAUCUAAAUAUGUUGUUGAGCACUUCCACGUAGCAGGGACUAGGGAGCUAUAAUGAUGUGUGUGUAUAAGCUAGUCAUAAAUCAGUGAAACAGAGAAGUAGCAAUGCACAAGGUUACGGAUAGAACCUGAAUAACAAGACAGGGUACAACUCCUUUUUUCCACGUGAAAGUUAUUCAAUGCACUUCAUUUCUGUUCGCAGGUUGGGCAUCUUAAGCUACCUUUCAUUCUGACCAAUGAGAGGAUAAAUGGGGGAGGCGUGACAUCGUGCUCACCUUGACUCCGUGACUGGUGGUCUUGCUGACAGACUGGAAGUCAGAGACGAUGAAGGCCACCAGGUAGGUGCUCAUCCUAACGCUGGUGUCAAAGUGGUCUUCCAGCACACCACCUGGUAACUCGACUGUCUGUACCUGGGGAGGGGAAGAGGAAGAGGAAGAGGAACGAGAAUAUGUUAAUCAUGACACCUACCUCUCGCUGUGGAGAAACAGGACUUUCAGAACUCUUUGCUCAUAUCCUUUCUCUCAUGACCACUGCUGAGCUAAAGGGGCUUGACAGGUGCAAGCGACAUGGUGAAAACUUUCAACUGGAUAGGAUUUAUUUUGCCUUCAUCUGCCCCGUUUACAGAUCUGUUAUAUAUCACCUGUUUAUAGAUCUGUUAUAUAUACAGUACCAGUCAAAAGUUUGGACACACCUACUCAUUCAAGGGUUUUUCCUUUACUUUUACUAUUUUCUACAUUGUAGAAUAAUAGUGAAGACAUCAAAACUAUGAAAUAACACAUAUGGAAUCAUGUAGUAACCAAAAAAGUGUUAAACAAAUCAAAAUAUAUUUUAUAUAUUUGAGAUUCUUCAAAUAGCCACCCUUUGCCUUGAUGACAGCUUUGCACACUCUUGGCAUUCUCUCAACCAGCUUCACUAGGAAUGCUUUUCCAACAGUCUUGAUGUAGUUCCCACAUAUGCUGAGCACUUGUUGUCUGCUUUUCCUUCACUCUGCGGUCCAACUCAUCCCAAACCAUCUCAAUUGGGUUGAGGUCGGGGGAUUGUGGAGGCCAGGUCAUCUGAUGCAGCACUCCAUCACUCUCCUUCUUGGUCAAAUAGCCCUAACACAUCCUGGAGGUGUGUUGGGUCAUUGUCCUGUUGAAAAACAAAUGAUAGUCCCACUAAGCGCAAACCAGAUGGGAUGGUGUAUCGCUGCAGGUAGCCAUGCUGGUUAAGUGUGCCUUGAAUUCGAAAUAAAUCACUGACAGUGUCACCAGCAAAGCACCCCCACACCAUCACACCUCCUCCUCCAUGCUUCACGGUGGGAACCACACAUGCGGAGAUCAUCCGUUCACCUACUCUGCGUCUCACAAAGACACGGCGGUUGGAACCAGAAAUCUCAAAUUUGGACUCAUCAGACCAACGGACAGAUUUCCACUGGUCUAAUGUCUAUUGCUUGUGUUUCUUGGCCCAAGCAAGUCUCUUUUAAUUUUUUAAUUUUUAUUUCACCUUUAUUUAACCAGGUAAGCCAGUUGAGAACAAGUUCUGUUCUUCUUAUUGGUGUCCUUUAGUAGUGGUGUCUUUGCAGAAAUUCAACCAUGAAGGCCUGAUUCACGCAGUCUCCUCUGAAAAGUUGAUGUUGAGAUGUGUCUGUUACUUGAACUCUGUGAAGCAUUUAUUUGGGCUGCAAGUUCUGAGGCUGGUAACUCUAAUGAACUUAUCCUCUGCAGCAGAGGUAACUCUGGGUCUUCCUUUCCUGUGGCGGUCCUCAUGAGAGCCAGUUUCAUCAUAGCGCUUGAUGGUUUUUGCAACUGCACUUGAAGAAACUUUCAAAGUUCUUGGAAUUUUCCGUUCUUUAAAUUUUCAGGAUUGACUGACCUUCAUGUCUUCAAGUAAUGAUGGACUUUUGUUUCUCUUUGCUUAUUUGAGCUGUUCUUGCCAUAAUAUGGACUUGGUCUUUUACCAAAUAGGGCUAUCUUCUGUAUACCCCCCCUACCUUGUUACAACACAAGUGAUUGGCUCAAACGCAUUAAGAAGGAAAUAAAUUCCACAAAUUAACUUUUAACAAGGCACACCUGUUAAUUGAAAUGCAUUCCAGGUGACUACCUGUAGCUCAAUUGGUAGAGCAUGGCGCUUGUAACGCCAGGGUAGUGGGUUCGAUCCCCGGGACCACCCAUAUGUAAAAAUGUAUGCACACAUGACUGUAAGUCGCUUUGGAUAAAAGCGUCUGCUAAAUGGCAUAUUAUUAUAUUAUUAUUAUUACCUCAUGAAGCUGGUUGAGAGAAUGCCAAGAGUGGGCAAAGCUGUCAUCAAGGCAAAGGGUGGCUACUUUGAAGAAUCUCAAAUAUAAAAUAUAUUUUUGAUUUGUUUAACACUUUUUAGGUUACUACAUGAUUCCAUAUGUGUUAUUUCAUAGUUUUGAUGUCUUCACUAUUAUUCUACAAUGUAGAAAAUAGUACAAAUAAAGAAAAACCCUGGAAUGAGUAGGUGUGUCCAAACUUUUGACUGGUACUGUAUAUAUAUAUCACCUGUUUAUAGAUCUGUUAAAUAUCUGUCACGCCCUGGCUCUGGGACUCUAUGUUGAGCCAGGGUGUGUUGUUUCUAUGUGUUUUGUGUUCUAGGUUUUUUAUCUAGUUCAUUUGUUUCUACGUUGGCCGGUGUGGUUCUCAAUCAGAGGCAACGUGUAUCAGCUGUUGCUUGUUGUCUCUGAUUGGGAACCAUACUUAGGCAGCCUGUUUUCCACAGUGUGUUGUAGGAUCUUGUUCCGUGUUUGGUUAGUGUCUAUUGCCAAGGACGUCACGUAUCGUUUUGUUGUUUUGUUCGUGUGAUCAUUAAAAAUAAAAGUAUGUUCGCAUUCCACGCUGCGCCUUGGUCCACUUCUAUCGACGAUCGUGACAGAAGAUCCCACCAUAACUGGACCAAGCAGCGUGUCCAGGAGCCAACGCCAGAGAGGACUCUAAUGAAUAUCAACCUCGACUGGGUCAAGCAGCGUGUCCAGGAGCCAACGCCAGAGAGGGCUCUAAAGGAUAUCAACCUCGACUGGGUCAAGCCGCGGGAGGAGGAGAGAGGUUGGACUUGGGAGCAGAAGAGGGAGAGUCUGGCGAGAGCCAUGGAGGCCAUAGCCACGGGGAAGAGACGAACCCAAUACAUUUUUAGGGGGGGGCUCACACCGUAGACGACGGGACUGCUGGAGGCAGAUAAGGGGCGAGUUGGUGGACGAGGAGAGAAGGCCACCGGGUUACGGGAGCCAUUGGCGAGUAGAGGGAAGGAAUAUGUAGAGGCACGGCGAGAGGUACUGAGGUGUGUAGCCAGUCCGGUCCGGCCCGUUCCUGAUCCCCAUGUAAGGCCAGUGGUGUGUGUUCCCAGCUCGGCCCGGCCUGUUCCUGCCACUCGCACCAAGCCUACGGUGCGCGUCGCCAGCCGGCUCGGCCUGUUCCUGCUCCCCGCACCAAGCCUGUGGUGCGCAUCGUCAGCCCGGUCCGGCCCAUUCCUGCUUCCCGCACCAAGCCUAUUCCUGCUCCCCGCACCAAGCCAAGGGUGCGCGUCGCCAGCUCGGCCCGGCCUGUUCCUGCCACUCGCACCAAGCCUACGGUGCGCGUCGCCAGCCCGGCUCGGCCUGUUCCUGCUUCCCGCACCAAGCCUGUGGUGCGCAUCGUCAGCCCAGUCCGGCCCGUCCCUGCUCCCCGCACCAAGCCUGUGGUGCGCUUCGUCAGCCCGGUUCGGCCCGUCCCUGUUCCCCGCACCAAGCCUGUGGUGCGCGUCGUCGGUCCGGCCUGUUCCUGCUCCCCGCACCAAGCCUGUGGUGUCAGUCAGUCCUGCACAGCCCGUGCCUGGGUCACCGGUGCCUGGUCAGGUACCGGUAAGCUGCUCCACAUCGGAGCCUGAGCGAUCCGCUCCACCGAUGUCCAGAUCCAGCCAGCAGGGCCAGACCGGACCAGGGGCGCUAUGGGGGGUUUGUUGGAGGGUGGGGGUCAAGCCCGGAGCCGGAACCGCCUCCGAGGAGGAAUGCCCUUCCCUGUUCGGUUUAUGUUUGGCGCGGUCGCAGUCCGCGCCUUUGGGGGGGGGGUACUGUCACGCCCUGGCUCUGGGACUCUAUGUUGAGCCAGGGUGUGUUGUUUCUAUGUGUUUUGUGUUCUAGGUUUUUUAUCUAGUUCAUUUGUUUCUAUGUUGGCCGGUGUGGUUCUCAAUCAGAGGCAACGUGAAUCAGCUGUUGCUUGUUGUCUCUGAUUGGGAACCAUACUUAGGCAGCCUGUUUUCCACAGUGUGUUGUGGGAUCUUGUUCCGUGUUUGGUUAGUGUCUAUUGCCAAGGACGUCACGUAUCGUUUUGUUCGUGUGAUCAUUAAAAAUAAAAGUAUGUUCGCAUUCCACGCUGCGCCUUGGUCCACUUCUAUCGACGAUCGUGACAAUAUCACCUGUUAAUAGAUAUGUUAUAUCACCCGUUUAUAGAUCUGUUAUAUAUAUAUAUAUAUAUAUAUAUCACCCGUUUAUAGAUCUCUUAUAUAUAUAUAUCACCCGUUUAUAGAUCUGUUAUAUAUAUAUAUAUAUAUAUCACCUGUUUAUAGAUCUGUUAUAUAUAUAUAUCACCCGUUUAUAGAUCUGUUAUAUAUAUAUCACCCGUUUAUAGAUCUGUUAUAUAUAUAUAUAUCACCUGUUUAUAGAUCUGUUAUAUAUAUAUAUAUAUAUAUAUAUAUAUAUAUACACUGCUCAAAAAAAUAAAGGGAACACUUAAACAACACAUCCUAGAUCUGAAUGAAUGAAAUAAUCUCAUUAAAAACUUUUUUCUUUACAUAGUUGAAUGUGCUGACAACAAAAUCACACAAAAAUUAUCAAUGGAAAUCAAAUUUAUCAACCCAUGGAAGUCUGGAUUUGGAGUCACCCUCAAAAUUAAAGUGGAAAACCACACUACAGGCUGAUCCAACUUUGAUGUAAUGUCCUUAAAACAAGUAAAAAUGAGGCUCAGUAGUGUGUGUGGCCUCCACGUGCCUGUAUGACCUCCCUACAACGCCUGGGCAUGCUCCUGAUGAGGUGGCGGAUGGUCUACUGAGGGAUCUCCUCCCAGACCUGGACUAAAGCAUCCGCCAACUCCUGGACAGUCUGUGGUGCAACGUGGCAUUGGUGGAUGGAGCGAGACAUGAUGUCCCAGAUGUGCUCAAUUGGAUUCAGGUCUGGGGAACGUGCGGGCCAGUCCAUAGCAUCAAUGCCUUCCUCUUGCAGGAACUGCUGACACACUCCAGCCACAUGAGGUCUAGCAUUGUCUUGCAUUAGGAGGAACCCAGGGCCAACCGCACCAGCAUAUGGUCUCACAAGGGGUCUGAGGAGCUCAUCUCGGUACCUAAUGGCAGUCAGGCUACCUCUGGCGAGCACAUGGAGGGCUGUGCGGCCCCCCAAAGAAAUGCCACCCCACAUCAUGACUGACCCACCGCCAAACCGGUCAUGCUGGAGGAUGUUGCAGGCAGCAGAACGUUCUCCACGGCGCCUCCAGACUCUGUCACGUCUGUCACAUGUGCUCAGUGUGAACCUGCUUUCAUCUGUGAAGAGCACAGGCGUCAGUGGCGAAUUUGCCAAUCUUGGUGUUCUCUGGCAAAUGCCAAACGUCCUGCACGGUGUUGGGCUGUAAGCACAACCCCCACCUGUGGACGUCGGGCCCUCAUACCACCCUCAUGGAGUCUGUUUCUGACCGUUUGAGCAGACACAUGCACAUUUGUGGCCUGCUGGAGGUCAUUUUGCAGGGCUCUGGCAGUGCUCCUCCUGCUCCUCCUUGCACAAAGGCGGAGGUAGCGGUCCUGCUGCUGGGUUGUUGCCCUCCUACGGCCUCCUCCACGUCUCCUGAUGUACUGGCCUGUCUCCUGGUAGUGCCUCCAUGCUCUGGACACUACGCUGACAGACACAGCAAACCUUCUUGCCACAGCUCGCAUUGAUGUGCCAUCCUGGAUGAGCUGCACUACCUGAGCCACUUGUGUGGGUUGUAGACUCCGUCUCAUGCUACCACUAGAGUGAAAGCACCGCCAGCAUUCAAAAGUGACCAAAACAUCAGCCAGGAAGCAUAGGAACUGAGAAGUGGUCUGUGGUCACCACCUGCAGAACCACUUCUUUAUUGGGGGUGUUUUGCUAAUUGCCUAUAAUUUCCACCUGUUGUCUAUUCCAUUUGCACAACAGCAUGUGACAUUUAUUGUCAAUCAGUGUUGCUUCCUAAGUGGACAGUUUGAUUUCACAGAAGUGUGAUUGACUUGGAGUUACAUUGUGUUGUUUAAGUGUUCCCUUUAUUUUUUUGAGCAGUUUAUAUAUAUAUCACCCGUUUAUAGAUCUGUUAUAUAUAUAUAUAUAUCACCUGUUAAUAGAUCUGUUAUAUAUAUAUAUAUAUCACCCGUUUAUAGAUCUGUUAUAUAUAUAUAUCACCCGUUUAUAGAUCUGUUAUAUAUAUAUAUAUAUAUAUCACCCAUUUAUAGAUCUGUUGUAUAUCAAGUGAAGAAAAGUUGACCAGGAGAGAAAGACACUAUUGAGAUGCAGCCCGUGGCGUUUCCCAGGGUACCUUGGGCAUGUUGGAGAGGGCGAUGUGGCGUGGCUCCCGACGUAUCUGGAUCGUGAAGUUGGCUUUGAACGCCGGCUCAUCGAAACACGGGAAGGCUGCUCGGGCACUGGUCGCUUCAAACUGAGUGGAAGCCAUAAACCUAACAAAACAGAGGCAGAAAUGAACAUGUUGUUUACAAUUUAGAUAUACAGUAGGUCUAGGGAAAAGCAAUGCAAAGCUUAUGAUUGAGUAAUUCAUUAUAGUGCACACCUUUUAGCAGUGUUGUAGUACUCGAGUCAAGAACUCGGACUUGACUCGGACACAAGUCAUGAUUUUCCUGACUCGUGACUCGACCAGUUGUGACUGUCUCUAUCUUUUGCAUAAUUCAUCAUUCUAGCUACAGCAGCAAAUGUUAGAUACAGUAGCUGUAUUAUCUAUUUAGCCUUACAAAUAUGCAACACUGGAAUGAAAUGUAGCUUAAAAAAUGGUUGGGCAGCUACUUUUGGCACUACCAUGGGACUCGUGACUUGAUUCGUGACUCGUACACCAAGGACUUGGGACUCGAGGUUUAGUGACUUGACUACAUCGCUGCCUCUUAGUGAUCGUCUCCAAAUACAGGACAAUUAGAUCACUAUAUGUGGUUGGUCCCUUUCACUACAUGCUCUGUUGGAAUGCACUGUAGAAUGAUUGACAUGCGUUUUCAGGGCUCUAGGUGACAACCUAUACUACCCAGGGUCAAUUUUUUUAUUUUAUUUAUUUUAUGUCAUUUAGCAGACGCUCUUAUCCAGAGCGACUUACAGGAGCAAUUAGGGUUAAGUGCCUUGCUCAAGGGCACAUCGACAGAUUUUUCACCUAGUCGGCUCGGGGAUUAGAACCAGCGACCUUUCGGUUACUGGUACAACGCUCUUAACCACUAAGCUACCUCAACCCUGAUGGUUCGUAGUCUUACCUGACCUCUCCUUUGGUCGUGCGAUAGGAGCUCUUGUAGAAACCGUGGAAACUGUCGGACAGGUUGGCAGAGAACUCCAGACGAACCUUGUACACCCCACCUCUGACCAGCAGCACAUCAGACACCAGAGCCAGCUGGUGGAAAGCUGGGUACUCCAACACCCGCAGAGGCCUUGAAGAAUCGGAAUCAGAUCACUUUAUCGCCAUGCAACAAACGUUACUAGGAAUUUCUCUUGGUGUUGUAGCUACAUAGAAGCACAGACAAUCAAUCCAUUUACCAUCAAUACAGAUAAAGAUAUCAGCAUCAAUACAAAUAUGCAUGACAACCAGGGUUGGGGUCAAGUCCAUUUGAAUUCCAGUCAAUUCAGAAAGUCAACCAUAUUCCAAUUUAAAUUCCAAAAUGUCCUCUUUGAAAAGCAUUGAAGAUAAUUAGAAUUUCAGUGUACGUCCUGAAUUGACUGGCAUUUAAAUGUAAUUGACCCCAACUUUGAUGACAACCCAUUGUAGAAAAAAGAUGGGACCCGAUCAUACAGCACAUACAUUGGCAGUGACCCUGGACCUUCCGGUGCCAAGAGCUCAGCUUUGGCAAUCUGGAGUUCCUUGCUGUGGAGGAUGAUGGUAGAGGUGUCCUCGAAGACCUGGAGUUGAAUCUGCACAGCUCCUGUGAAGUCUAGGCUGGUCAGGUUAGGGUGGACGAGGAGGUCAUAGUGGAUUGGAGACACAGUUUCAGGAAGCCUCAUUCUGACCCAGGGGAAAGGUUGGCCAUUAGUGGCGACGGGAGGUGGAGGCAAGGAAGACUUGUUCUCGGUAUCAUGGCCUCCUGGAAGCUGUGCCGCCAAAGAUGGGGCAAAGGGUACAAGCAGGAGCACCAGGACGGUGACAGUUAACGUCGUCAUCCUCACGCCUGAGAAAAAGCGCGAAGUCAGCAGUUUCCUACAGAUGGAAGAAAUGAUGGCAGGUUACAUUGUAGCAAACCGAAUGGUGGAGCAUGGUGGAGGUGGAGCAUUGUUACAGUAUUAAUCGUUGUAUCAACCAGUAGCACAGUAAAUCAUGUAUCAAUCAAUCUGUAACAUUUAUAUUGAAGUGAAUAGCCCAAUAAUGCACAUUUGAAAGCUGUACAACACAUUCAGGAGAAACGCGUGGCUCAUGGCAUUGCACAUUUAAUAGUUACUGUUACUUUCGAUUUCAGCUCGAGAUUCAAAACCUGCGCUAUUUAUUAAACAAAAACUUGCAUUAGCCUAUUCAUCCACAUCAUUAGGCUAGCUAGGAUAUAGCGAACCAUACAUUUAAACAAUUUAAACAUCGAACAGUCAACUUGUAGAUACAUUAUAAGACAUUACUGUACUUACUGUCAGGUUAUCUGUCCGCCUCUUGAUUGUGAAAGUGAAAAUUAAACGGACCUGUACAGAUUUGCAUUCUGGGACAAUCUGAAUGACAGCCCGUCUCAUGCUAUGAAUGCCCCACCAUUUAAACACUGAACAUGUUAAGAGAAGCCUUGAAAUAAGUCAGAUAAUGAUUGGAUCCAUAACAAAGCAUUAUUUGCAAAGGGCUCAUAUCAAUACAGGAAGUCAAAUUAAACCAUGCUCUGUUUUGGUUUUGACCCGUAGUGCAUACUAUUGACCACUAAGGUGCGCCAGAUAGCCAAGUUUAUUAAUAAAAGUGUAAUUUCAGUGUUUUACAAGUACCAUGCAUAGCCUACCAGUCCAACAGCACUACCUGACCUGAGCACAAUAUUUGGGAAGCUUCUCAAGAGGUUGGACAAUGUGCAACAUUGAACAAGAGUGUGUGUGUGUGUGUGUGUGUGUGUGUGUGUGUGUGUGUGUGUGUGUGUGUGUGUGUGUGUGUGUGUGUGUGUGUGUUUCAAAGUCCAUCACCUCUGCAAAAAAAGUAAUCAUUAAACUUUAUAGUGGGAAUUGGGGAGGGCCAUAAAGGGCGUAUUAUGCAGACAGUGAACCACAUAUCCUGCUGGACAUUCUAUUUGGACACACGAUUGUCUUUCACCCUGCCUCCGAGUGUUCAGGAGCUCAUCAGAAGAAAAAAAAGACUUACUUCAACCAGUAACCAACCAAAAGGCUCUUCUCUGGAACUCUGGAAUAGACUUCAUCUGUGUUUGUGUGUUCAGGGGAAGCUUGUGUAUGUCAACCGUUAGUCAGAGACUUAAUUCUAGAGUGUUAGAGACCUGGUUCUAGUUCUAGAAUGUUAGAGACCUGGUUCUAGUUCUAGAGUGUUAGAGACCUGGUUCUAGUUCUAGAGUGUUAGAGACCUGGUUCUAGUUCUAGAAUGUUAGAGACCUGGUUCUAGUUCUAGAGUGUUAGAGACCUGGUUCUAGUUCUAGAGUGUUAGAUACCUGGUUCUAGUUCUAGAGUGUUAGAGACCUGGUUCUAGUGUUCCAGAGUAGAUCUCCAGGAAGAGGACCAGGAGGACCAUGCUGAAGAAGGUGCUGCUGGGUAGUCUCGGAGCAGCUCUGGUGCUGACUGCAGGCAUCCUGUUGGGGCACUUCGGCAUCCAGAAGGGCUCCACCACCCCUGGCUGGGUAAUGGACGUGACCCAGGAUGUAGACGAGGCUCUCAUCCAGAAGUUUAUCGCAGAGGUGGACAACAUUGCGAUACAGGAGAACCUCAGGUCAGAUGCUGGAUAUCAAUCAAUCAAUUGAUCAAUCAGAUCACAUGCUGCUGGAUACUGUACCAGUCUCUUUAGAUUUCCUUACACACACACACACACACACACACACACACACACACACACACGUCAAACGUCCUCAGCGAGCAUCUCUCUCAUGAUCGCCCCCUCGUCCCCAUGUGUCUCUCCAGGGAACUGACUAAAGUGCCCCACAUGGCGACCUCGACAGGGGAUGAGAAGACUGUUCAGUACAUGUUGAAGAGGUGGCAGGACCCAGACACAGGUCUGGACCAGGCCUGGAGGGAGGAGUACAAGGUCUACCUGUCCUUCCCAGACCCCAACACCCCCAACAAGGUCACCGUGGGUGAGUCAUGGGCUUAGGGUGCGUCCUAAACUCUAACCCUGGCCUAUACUAAAUAGUGCACUGCUUUUGACCCAGCCAGGCACUCAUGUAAAAGUCGCAUGUUAUACUUGCUAGUAGUUGUUCUUCUGCUUGGUGUUGUGUGACAUUAGGAGGUAAACCAAGCUUGGUGUUGUGUAGCAUUAGGAGGUUAAGUGGUCCAUGUUAUGCUGUGUAUUAUGUGUCGUACUCCUUGUGACAUGUCUUUGGUUGUUGUUAUUUCUAUGGAUAUGAUUCUGCAGCAUAAUCAUCAUUUUCUUACUACUGUGUGUGUGUGUGUUGCAGUGAGCCCCUCUGAUGCUGUCCUGUACACUGCCAGAGAGAAGGAGAAGGCAUACAGUCCAGACCAGGAGGAUCCUGAGGUGGUUCAGCCCUAUGCAGCCUAUGCCCCCGCCGGACACCCAAAGGUAGGCCUUUACCCACCAACACACAGACAGACAAACAGACAGACAGACCAGGAGGAUCCUGGGCCUAUGCAGCCGACGCCCCCUGCAGGACACCCAAAGGUAGGCCUUUACCCACCAACACACAGACAGACAAACAGACAGACAGACCAGGAGGAUCCUGGGCCUAUGCAGCCGACGCCCCCUGCAGGACACCCAAAGGUAGGCCUUUACCCACCAACACACAGACAGACAAACAGACAGACAGACCAGGAGGAUCCUGGGCCUAUGCAGCCGACGCCCCCUGCAGGACACCCAAAGGUAGGCCUUUACCCACCAACACACAGACAGACAAACAGACAGACAGACCAGGAGGAUCCUGGGCCUAUGCAGCCGACGCCCCCUGCAGGACACCCAAAGGUGACUUUCUGAACCACAUCCAAGAUCCAAGGAUGGUCAUGUUCUUUAUGUUAUCUUCACCACAGUCUAUCAGUUAAAUGACCUAUUCUGGGUCAUUCAGCACACUGGGCACUCUGUGUAGUUUAGUUAUGACCUAUUCUGGGUCAUUCAGCUCACUGGGCACUCUGUGUAGUUUAGUUAUGACCUAUUCUGGGUCAUUCAGCUCACUGGGCACUCUGUGUAGUUUAGUUAUGACCUAUUCUGGGUCAUUCAGCUCACUGGGCACUCUGUGUAGUUUAGUUAUGACCUAUUCUGGGUCAUUCAGCUCACUGGGCACUCUGUGUAGUCUAGUUAUUUAGAAAGAUACCGUGUCUGUGUAUAGACAAUAUGUGGGUGGACGGACAGGACAGAUGGAAAGAAAGGUGUCUUUCAUGAUUUUUUAUUUAUUUCACCUUUAUUUAACCAGGUAAGCCAGUUGAGAACAAGUUCUCAUUUACAACUGCGACCUGGCCAAGAUAAAGCAAAGCAGUGCGAUAAAAACAACAACACAGAGUUACAUAUGGGGUAAAAAAACAUAAAGUCAAAAAUACAACAGAAAAUAUAUAUACAGUGUGUUCAAAUGUAGCAAGUUAUGGAGGUAAGGCAAUAAAUAGGCCAUAGUGCAAAAUUAGUUUUAACACUGGAAUGAUAGAUGUGCAAGAGAUGAUGUGCAAAUAGAGAUACUGGGGUGCAAAUGAGCAAAAUAAAUAACAAUAACAAUAUGGGGAUGAGGUAGUUGGGUGGGCUAAUUUCAGAUGAGCUGUAUACAGGUGCAGUGAUCGGUAAGGUGCUCUGACAACUGAUGCUUAAAGUUAGUGAGGGAGAUAAGAGUCUCCAGCUUCAGAGAUUUUUGCAAUUCGUUCCAGUCAUUGGCAGCAGAGAACUGGAAGGAAUGGCGGCCAAAGGAGGUGUUGGCUUUGGGGAUGACCAGUGAGAUAUACCUGCUGGAGCGCAUACUACGGGUGGGUGUUGCUAUGGUGACCAAUGAGCUAAGAUAAGGCGGGGAUUUGCCUAGCAGUGAUUUAUAGAUGGCCUGGAGCCAGUGGGUUUGGCGACAAAUAUGUAGUGAGGACCAGCCAACAAGAGCGUACAGGUCACAGUGGUGGGUAGUAUACGGGGCUUUGGUGACAAAACGGAUGGCACUGUGAUAGACUACAUCCAAUUUGCUGAGUAGAGUGUUGGAGGCUAUUUUGUAAAUGACAUCGCCGAAGUCAAGGAUCGGUAGGAUAGUCAGUUUUACGAGGGCAUGUUUGGCAGCAUGAGUGAAGGAGGCUUUGUUGUGAAAUAGGAAGCCGAUUCUAGAUUUAACUUUGGAUUGGAGAUUCUUAAUGUGAGUCUGGAAGGAGAGUUUACAGUCUAACCAGACACCUGGGUAUUUGUAGUUGUCCACAUACUCUAGGUCAGACCCGUCGAGAGUAGUGAUUCUAGUCGGGUGGGCGGGUGCCAGCAGCGUUCGAUUGAAGAGCAUGCAUUUAGUUUUACUAGUGUUUAAGAGCAGUUGGAGGCUACUAAAGGAGUGUUGUAUGGCAUUGAAGCUCGUUUGGAGGUUUGUUAACACAGUGUCCAAUGAAGGGCCAGAUGUAUACAAAAUGGUGUCGUCUGUGUAGAGGUGGAUCUGAGAGUCACCAGCAGCAAGAGCGACAUCAUUGAUAUACACAGAGAAAAGAGUCGGCCCGAGAAUUGAACCCUGUGGCACCCCCAUAGAGACUGCCAUAGGUCCAGACAACAGGCCCUCCGAUUUGACACACUGAACUCUAUCUGAGAAGUAGUUGGUGAACCAGGCGAGGCAGUCAUUUGAGAAACCAAGGCCAAUAAGAAUGCGGUGGUUGACAGAGUCGAAAGCGUUGGCCAGGUCGAUGAAGACGGCUGCACAGUACUGUCUAUUAUCGAUCGCGGUUAUAAUAUCGUUUAGGACCUUGAGCGUGGCUGAAGUGCACCCAUGACCAGCUCGGAAACCGGAUUGCAUAGUGGAGAAGGUACGGUGGGAUUCGAAAUGGUCGGUGAUCUGUUUGUUAACUUGGCUUUCAAAAACUUUUGAAAGGCAUGGCAGGAUGGAUAUAGGUCUGUAACAGUUUGGAUCUAGAGUGUCACCCCCUUUGAAGAGGGGGAUGACCGCGGCAGCUUUCCAAUCUCUGGGGAUCUCAGACGUUACGAAAGAGAGGUUGAACAGGCUAGUAAUAGGGGUUGCGACAAUUUCGGCGGCUAGUUUUAGAAAGAAAGGGUCCAGAUUGUCUAGCCCAGAUGAUUUGUAGGGGUCCAGAUUUUGCAGCUCUUUCAGAACAUCAGCUGUCUCUCUUUGAUCUCUCUUUGUACUGAGGUAAUUGGUUAACCAGUUUUAUUGACCUCAUGUCAUAAAUGUUGCCUUUCUGUGACACCCACUGCAUCGUCAAGGCACGACCUUUGAGGCUGUUGUUAAAUUCUUAUAAAGAUUUUAGAUAAUCCACUCAAGGUCAAAAGGGAAGAUGUUUUAUGAUGUGUCUCAUCAGAUAACAUUAUACUUUUUUUUAUCGCUUUGUGGUACAUUUUCACAAAUCUUUUAUUACAAAACUCAAAAUAGAUCAUCAGAAAGGCAGUUGUUUCAAAACUCUGAGCACAUUUUCAAUUGACUAAGUACAGUCACUUUUUCACAAAACGUAAUCAGUGUUUAAUCUAGAAAUACGUUCAUUGCAACACAUGUUCAUAUAAAGUAAUUUCCUUUCACAUUACUUUUGAUACGAUUCUCUUUAUUUUUUGUUAAAACAUAUUUUUUACAUUUACAUAAUCCGACUACUCUUAACUGAUGAUCAGUUAAACGUUUGGUAAACCUAUAGAUUUUACAACAGACUUUGGGGCGUUCACACUGCUCUAGUGAAAUUGCAUUGGCCAAUACAGUACUGUAAUAUAUGCCAUUUACGUAGCAGAUACUUUUAUCCAAAGUGACAUCAGUCCACACAUUCUGGUAUGUGACCCCAGUGGGAAUCGAACCCACAACUCUGGUGCUGCUAGCGCCAUGCUCUUAUGAACUGAGCCACGUACAGGACCACUACAAUACUUUUUAUUUAUUUAUUUUUAAAUCCAAUGACGUGUAUAAACCCUGGAUGACUGACAGGGGGCGCUGUAUUGAAGUCACCGCCCAGCCAUCUUGGGUACUCCUCCUCCAUUGUAAAAAAUAUAUUGAAAGCUCUAGAAAUGCAUUUAUUAACGUCUACGCUCUUGUUUGACACUUUUUUUAGUCUAUUACAGACAUCUUAAUGCAUACUUUUAAAAUAUAUUAUGUGAGCUAAUUAUAAAAAAUAUAUAAAAACAGUUUCCUGAAAGUUUUUUUUGUUUACAGUACUAAUGUUUACUGUCCCCACUACAACAACAAAAAUACUUAAAUACAUGUAAUUUUGUCCUUGAAACAUUUAAUUGAAAUACUGUAGAAUUCCAUUAAUUCCUAUGGAGGACUGCUGCUACUGGGGAGUUACAAUAUGGCCGACCAGUGGCUUCAAAGCCCCUCAACAGCCAAUUCAUGGCGUCGGCAAUCCAGGGUUUAUAUACAUCAUUGUUUCAAUCGCUUUGGUGCUAUUUUCUCAAGUAUGGCUUGAUGCAAACUAGUGCCUGCUAAACAUUAUGUUUCUUUUAUUCAUUUCAUUUGUUUCAUUUGAUUACAGUACACCUAUGUUGUAAUUAUAUCUGAACAAUACAUGCAUUUUUUGCAUCAAUGAUUGUGAAAGACGUCUUCAAUGAUCACAACUUUGAUCACACAUGGGAUAGAAAUUAUGGAAAUGUGAUGUUCAGUCGAUUUUAAUGGGUAGUGCUAGUGUAUUGCCUAAUGUGAAAACAGUGUAAUGUACUCUAAUAUACAGCACUGUACUGUGCAUUCAAAGGGCAAUUUUGAAAACAUGUAUCUCAAGUGUUUUGCUAUUGGAUUAACUGGUUGUUAUUAUAUUUCAUAGUAAACUUAUAUUUUGGAUCAAUGGUUGUGUGGUGAAAGAUGUCUACAAACAAAAUGAAUGCACGAUGAAAGGUUUUGAAUGUUAGACCGUUACAAGUCGUACCAGUUUGGAGUUUUGUACUCAGAGUUUAGAACAUUCACCACAUACAGUACUUGUGAAAACCAAAGUGAUAAACUGUAAUGAUGAUAGUCAAUAAUAAAGCAAUAAUAUGUUAAGCCUGUGGUGUCUAUCUCCUGGUAUUGUCUACUGAUACCAGACUGAUAUCUACUACAAUCUACUGAUCACUCGGAUAUCAGUUUGAUAUCUCCUACAGUCAAUUGAUAUCAGUCUUAGUUUUAGAUGGAGGUAGAUUGUGGUUCAAUGAUUGUGUCUCUGUGUGUGUGUGUGUGUGUGUGUGUGUGUGUGUGUGUGUGUGUGUGUGUUCAGGGAAGACUGGUCUACGCCAACCAAGGGAAGCCCAGUGACUACCUCCUACUCAACCAGACCCUGGACCUGACAGGGACCAUCGCUAUCACCAGAUAUGGAGGGGAGGGGAGAGCAGGGAAGGUGAGCCCAUUUCAUUGGCUGCAAAUGCCAUUUCAUUUUAUUUUUUUUGGAUGACGUUUGGUUGUUCAGAAAUCCUAGGGUAAAUAUUUAGACUCCUAGGGUAAAUAUUUAGACUCCUAGGGUAAAUAUUCAGACUCCUAGGGUAAAUAUUCAGAUUCCUAUAGUAAAUAUUCAGAUUCCUAGGGUAAAUAUUCAGACUCCUAUUGUAAAUAUGGUACUUUACAUAGCUUGUAGCCUACUGUAAUUUGACACGUACAAAAAACGGUCGAAAUAUCCUGUAAGAAAUGGUUCACAUACAGUGCCUUCAGAAAGUAUUCAUACCCCUUGACUUAUUCCACAUUUUGUUGUGUUACAGCCUGAAUUUAAAAUGGAUUAAAUUUAGAUUUUCUGUCACUAGCCUACACACAAUACCCCAUAAUGUCAAAGUCUAAAUAAAUAUAUAUAUAUAUAUAUAAAAAAAAAAUCUAAUUAAUAAAAAAUGAAAAGCUGAAAUGUCUUGGGUGAAUAACUAUUCAACCCCUUUGUUAUGGCAAGCCUAAAUAAGUUCAGGAGUAAAAAUGUGCUUAACAAGUCACAUAAGUUGCAUUGACUCACUCUGUGUACAAUAAUAGUGUUUAACAUGAUUUUUGAAUGACUACCUCAUCUCUGUACACCAAACAUACAAUUAUCUGUAUGGUCCCUCAGUCGAGCUGGGAAUUUCAAACACAGAUUCAACCACAAAGACCAAGGAGGUUUUUCCAAAAGCAGACAUUGAAUAUUCCUUUGAGCAUGGUGAAGUUAUUAAUUACACUUUGGAUGGUGUAUCAAUACACCCAGUCACUACAAAGACACAGACGUCCUUCCUAAUUCAGUUGCCGGAGAGGAAGGAAACCGCUCAGGGAUUUCACCAUGAGACCAAUGGUGACUUUAAAACAGUUACAGAGUUUAAUGGCUGUGAUAGAAAAAAACGGAGGAUGGAUCAACAACAUUGUAGUUACUCCACAAUACUAACCUAAUUGACAGAGUGAAAAGAAGGAAGCUUGUAUAGAAUACAAAUAUUCCAAAAUAUGCAUCCUGUUUGCAAUAAGGCACUAAAGUAAACAGCAAAAAUGUGUUGCUAAAUUAAUUAAUUUUAUGUCCUGAUUACAAAGCGUUAUGUUUGGGGCAAAUCCAACACAACACAUCACUGAGUACCACUCUCCAUAUUUUCAAGCAUGGUGGUGGCUGCAUUAUGUUAAGGUUAUGCUUGUCAUCGGCAAGGACUAGGGAGUUUUUUAGGAUAAAAAUAAUCAAGUAGAGCUAAGCACAGGCAAAAUCCUAGAGGAAAACAUGGUUCAGUCUGCUUUCCAACAGACACUGGAAUACAAAUUCACCUUCCAGCAGGACAAUAACCCGAAACACAAGGCCAAAUAUACACUGGAGUUGCUUACCAAGACGACAUUGAAUGUUCCUGAGUGGCCUAGUUACAGUUUUGACUUAAAUCGGCUUGAAAACCUAUGGCAAGACAUGAAAAUGGCUGUCUAGCAAUGAUCCACAAACAACUUGACAAAGCUUGAAGAAUUUUGAAAAAAAAUAAUGUACAAAUAUUGUACAAUCCAGGUGUGCAAAGCUCUUAGAGACUUACCCAGAAACACUCACAGCUGUAAUCGCUGCCAAAGGUGAUUCUAACAUGUAUUGACUCAGGGGUUUUGAUAAUUAUUUAAUCAAGAUAUUGUAUAUUAGUGUAUUUUUCUUGUUUUUUAGUUUUUUUAAAUGUUAGAAUUCUUCUUCCACUUUGACAUUACAGAGUAUUUUGUUUAGAUCGUUGACAAAAAAAUGACUAUUAAAUCAAUUUUAAUCCCACUUUGUUACACAACAAAAUGUGGAAAAAGUCAACGGGUGUGAAUACUUUCUGAAGGAUUUUCAAAGUAUUGGAACAGGGCAUACUAACACCAUGCGUCCAAAAUGGCACUCUGCCCAGCAAACCAAAAUUGGUUCUGUGAAGGUUCCCAGAAAAUGUAUUUGGUCGUGGCAAAUGUUCUCAUAACACAAAAACUGUCCAUUCGUGGUGAUGAUUAUAGAAUGUUUGUAUUAAACCACUGAAAGACUGACAAAAUGUGUUCUGGGAACGAACAUCAGGUGAAUGUUUUUUGCACCCUAAAAGAAUCAUAGUAGAAUCAUCCGCACAACUGGACAGUUUUUAUGUUGUUUUGGGAACAUAUAUUUUGUGAUGUCCCCACAAUGUUCCCACCAGACUGUUCCCACAACCUAAUGAAGCGUUCUGGGAACCUUUAAUUAACAGAUUAAAUCUGUUAUCAGAACGUUAUUACAACAUCAGGCAAAUGUGUUAUACAAACAUGUUCUGUAGUGGUUGUUACAGAUGUUGAGCACAACAUUUUAGUGAAUGUUAGGAAAAAAUUCCAAGGAUAUUUAACCUAAAACAUUUUUGAUAAAUAAAUUGAUUUGAUCAAAAACAUUCUCUGAAUGUUUUUGGCUGUUAUCAUCCUAAUGUUAGAUAAAACUCUAACUAGAACUUAAUGAGAAACUUAGCUAAUGUUCUGGGAAUGUUUAAAAGUAGUGCACUAUAUUGGGAAUAGGGUGUCAUUUCAGAUGCAGACCAAGACUAACAUUAACACUUUGACUGUCGUGUCAUGCCUUCUCCAGGCCAUCAAUGCAGCUCCGUACGGUGUGAUCGGGGUGCUGGUCUACACCGACCCGUGGGACAUCAACGAUGGCAAGAUGUCCGACACCAACGAGACGUACCCCUAUUCCUGGUACAUGCCCCCCUCAGGGGUGGAGAGGGGCUCCUUCAACACCCACUAUGGAGACAUGCUGACACCCUACCUGGCCGCUAAAGGUAACCCGUUAUGCAUUAUGAUGAUGUGGUGGUAAAUAAUUGACUUGUUAUAAGAAGGUAGGACCUAUGACCCUCAAAAUGAGAUAUCAUCAUCUCAAAAUGAUCUUGACUAACAGCCAUUUUGAAUCAGUUAGCACACAUUUCAGUCCAUUAAAGAGAUACUCUAUCUGCUAAACUUCCUGUUAAAUGACCUUUUGACCUUUAACAUUAUAGUGACAGUUGGAAUCGAAAGGUAGUAAACCCCUGACUAUAUAGUUACAGAAUUGUCGAGAUUGAAGCUAAAAUAGGUUACAAUUUGAUUGCUGUAGAGGCUACAAAUAUUGGCCAUCAUUGACCGUAUUCACAUGUAUGUGAACGCCAUCAGAAGUACAUUGAUCAUCUCUGUAACUCAGACUUUCCAAGGCGUUUUCACAGUUCCCACUUCCGACAUUUCCAUCUGCAGAUGACACAUACAGAAUACCAGCUAAGAAUAUCACCGGGAUCCCGCCAAUCCCGACUCAACCAAUCGGGUUUGAGGAUGCCUAUGCCUUGAUCUGGUGAGUGGGGUUGACCGUUGGUCCAUUGUGACAUCAUUAACUUUUGUGGAGAGCUGAUUGGUGUCCAGGAGGGGUCCGCCCAAUGUGAUUGGUUCUGAAUCCUGCCUGCCGUAUUUGAUUGGUCAUCUCUGCAGUGCGCUGGGAGGAGAGGCCGCUCCAUCCGAAUGGCAGGGAGCAUUCAAGUGCACGUAUAAUUUGGGGGGACCAGGAUUCAAACCAACAUCCACCUUCAACAACAGGUGGGAAUUGGGAAAUCUCUAUAAAGUACCACAAUAUCAAGUUUAGCAGUAUGUAUGUCAACAAAACAAAAAAAAUGUGUGUCACUGUUCCAGCGAUGUAAAACUGGACAUCUAUAACCGUGAGGAGCUGAAGAAUUCUGCCAAUGUGAUGGGGGUGAUUCGAGGCAGUGUUGAGCCAGGUGAGAAGGAUUCACCUCUAGCUACCGAACCACACUUAGUUACCUCGUGAGUCAAGCAUCGAGUCAAGCAAUAUGAGGACAUAUGUAUUGUGCAUUAUGCAGACAAAACAGUUAAUAUACAAAAACACAGACAGUGAAGAAUCACACACACACACACAUUUUAAAGCAGACCAGCUUGACGGUUUCUCUAAUCUAAUUCAAGUCUUUGUCCCAUAGACAGGUAUGUGAUCUACGGUAACCACAGAGACAGUUGGGUGCACGGGGCCAUCGACCCCAGCAGUGGAACCUCCGUGAUGCUGGAGGUGACCCGGGUGCUGGGACGGAUGGUCAAGCAGGGUGAGUAUCACAGUUAGACCUGGGUUAGGGAGUUAGACCUGAGUUAGAGAGUUAGACCUGGGUUAGGGAGUUAGACCUGGGUUAGGGAGUUAGACCUGGGUUAGGGAGUUAGACCUGGGUUAGGGAGUUAGACCUGGGUUAGGGAGUUAGACCUGGGUUAGGGAGUUAGGCCUGGGUUAGGGAGUUAGACCUGGGUUAGGGAGUUAGACCUGGGUUAGGGAGUUAGGCCUGGGUUAGGGAGUUAGACCUGGGUUAGGGAGUUAGACCUGGGUUAGGGAGGUGAGGUGGUUUUAGGAGGAAUAGGAUGUUCAAGCAGGGUGAGUAUGGUAUGGGGGGUUAGGAAGGAGAGGGGUUUUACCCACAUCUAACUGGGCUCAGGAGUUGGACAGAAAAGAGGAACUACUGAACUGACAAAAAUGAUACCCAGUCACUGUUUUUGGGAGCAGUAAACAGUGAACAUGGGAAUUUCAAGUCUGACUACCGCCUGUAUGUCAGGGAAAUGGAGGCCACGGAGGUCCAUCAUCUUUGGGAGCUGGGGAGCCGAGGAGUUUGGUCUGAUCGGAUCCACAGAGUACACCGAGGUGAAUAAAAAGUAUCUAAAUCAAUAAAACUUUAUUUUAUAAAGCCCUAUUUACAUAAUCUGUUGUCACAAAGUGUUUUACAGUAACCCGACCUUCACCCUCUAAAAGCCAAGCAGCAACACAGGGUCAAGGAAAGGUUCCCUAGAAGGAAGAGAUGCACAUCAUGGUGUUCUGAUAGAGAUAAGAUAACACAACCCUCUCCUCCCCAGGAGUACUACAGCAGGCUGAGCGAACGUUCUGUCGCCUACAUCAACGUGGACAUAUCUGUAUUCGGUAAGAGUGAUGAUGGAGGUAGCAUGCUAAACUGCUGGUAUUUUACUCCCAACAAUCAGGGCCCGUCGCCACAAAUCAGUGUGUUGAUCAGAUCCUAAAUCAGUGCUGAUCUAGGAUCUGUGAUAUUAUUCAUUAUGAUCUAAAAGGCAAAGCUGAUCCUAGAUCAACUAUUUACAGUAACACAUAGUUAUCAGUUAAUAAGUGCUGGUUUCCUGGACACAAGCCAAGUGCUGAACUAAAAAGCACUUUAAAAUGGAGAAUCUGUGUCCAGGAAACCUUCUCUAUGUGUAGUGGAAGUAUUGCGUUUGACCCAGCCCUGUCUGAAACACUGACCUCCAGUCAUCCCCUGCUCCAGCUAACGCUACUCUAAGGGCAUCGGGGUCCCCCUCUGCUCAGAGCGUCAUCCUCAAGGCCUCCAAACAGGUGAGGCCUCUUCUCGAUGCCGUCUGUAGUAAAACAUACCUCCCAUUGUUGUUGUAUGCUCACAUAAACUUGGUAAGAAAGUGUUGCAGAAAAAUAUAAGCGUACAACAGUGUGUGGGUAUUCCUACUCCUUUCAUCGUUUGUCAAACCAACAGUGGAUGGUUAAAAAUAUCUGACUCUUACAGUGGUGCCAAAACAUUUGACAGUUUAUCAAUCUAUCUUUAUUUCCUUUUUCCAAAAAGAAGCAAACAAAAAUGGUGUGAAAAGUAUGAAAAUAUGUUUGUUUGCUUUUCUACAGGUGAAGACACCUGGAUCAGACUCAACAUCCGUCUACGACAACUGGAUCCGCUACUUCAACCGUACUAGCCCCACUUACGGAGUCAUCCCCAAGUGAGUAGCCUACCUCCUCUUUGCAUGAAACUGUAGGGUCAUGUGACGAGACAUAGAGGACUAUUUAAGACAUGUCAGUGAAAUGCCUCGCAUCAUGAGACUGAUUUUAGGGAUUUUAAUUGGCUCUUCAGUUAAUUGGCAGUCAUAGCAGAUAUUUGAUUGGUUGAUGUUUUAUUUUUUUUGUUUUUGUUCACAGUGUGGGUUUUCUGACCGGGGCAGGAAGUGAUUACGCUGCCUUCAUCCACUUCCUUGGAAUCACCUCCAUGGAUAUCUCCUAUACCUACGACAGAGUAAGACAUGAGACACACACACACACACACACACACACACACACACACACACACACACACACACACACACACACACACACACACACAAUGAGUCAUUUCACUGACUUAACAAUUGAUCAAUUAGUCCUCUAAGUCACGUCCCAUGAUCAUGCUGUUUUCAUGCAGACCAAAACAAGAGCUAGAAUCUACCCAGCGUACCACACUGCAUACGACACCUUUGACUAUUCCUCCAAGUUCAUCGACCCAGGUGAGCAGGGGGAUAAGGCCCAGGGGGCUACAGGAGGAACGUCAAGACAAACCAACUGCUGUUGGCCUUAUGAGUUCAGUAUCGCUCUCUCUCUCUCUAUAUAUAUAUAUAUACAGCUCUGGAAAAAAAUAAGAGACCACUGCAAAAUGAUCAGUUUCUCUGGUUUUACUAUUUAUAGGUUUGUGUUUGGAUAAAAAAUAACAUUUUUGUUUUAUUAUAUAAACUACUGACAACAUUUCUUCCAAAUUCCAAAUAAAAAUAUUGUCAUUUAGAGCAUUUAUUUGCAGAAAAUGACAACUGGUCAAAAUAACAAAAAAAAUGCAGUGUUGUCAGAUCUCGAAGAAUGCAAAGAAAAUAAGUUCAUGUUCAUUUUUUAAACAACACAAUACCAAUGUUUUAACUUAGAUUUUCAAUCACAGAUUUCAUGCGUCUUGGCAUGCUCUCCACCAGUCUUUCACAUUGAUGUUGCCACUCUUGGUGCAGAAAUUCAAGCAGCUCGGCUUUGUUUGAUGGCUUGUGACCAUCCAUCUUCCUCUUGAUCACAUUCCAGAUGUUUUCAAUGGGGUUCAGGUCUGGAGAUUGGGCUGGCCAUGACAGGGUCUUGAUCUGGUGGUCCUCCAUCCACACCAUGAUUGACCUGGCUGUGUGGAAUGGCGCAUUGUCCUGCUGGAAAAACCAAUCCUCCGAGUUGGGGAACAAUGUCAGAGCAAAAGGAAGCAAGUUUUCUUCCAGGACAACCUUGUACGUGGCUUGAUUCAUGCGUCCUUCACAAAGACAAAUCUGCCUAUUAGACGACCAGGUGUUGGGCAAAGCUGAAAAUUGGACUCAUCAGAGAAGAUGACCUUACUCCAGUCCUCUACAGUCCAAUCCUUAUGGUCUUUUGCAAAAACCUCAGCCUGGCUCUUCUUUGCUUCUCAUUGAUGAAGGUUUUUUUCUAGCUUUGCACGACUUCAGCCCUGCCCCUAGGAGCCUGUUUCGAACCGUCCUCGCCGUGCACUUCACCCCAUCUGCCAUUUGCCAUUCUUUUUGUAAGUCACUUGAUGUCAUCCUACGGUUGUUGAGUGACAUUUGAAUGAUUUGGCAUCCCGGUCAGUAGAGAGUCAUUUUCGCCCUCUGCCGGUAUGUAGCUUUGUUGUCCCCAAUGUCUGCUGCUUGACCUUGUUCUUAUGAACCGCCGUCUUUGACAUUUUAAGGAUGGAAGCAACCUGACGCUCACUGUAUCCCUCUGCCAGUAAAGGCAGAAUUGAACCCUUAUUUUCCUCACUCAAAACUUUCCUUUUCAACUCUUUUGGCAUGGUCAAUAGUUAUUUUUUGAUUAAUAUUACUUUUGAGGUACUAUUAGCACUGUUUUUUGCCAUCCAGCUGGUCCUAUUGCAAGAGGAUAGUGAUGACCACAGCAGGGUUUUUUAUACUUUUCCUCGUUAAAUAAGAUUUGGUUCAGGUGAUCACCUAAUCAGUACCUAAUUCAGUAGAAUGAGGUGUGCCUGUGUUGGAAUUCAACAGACACUGGAAUGGAAUGGCUGUCAUACAUGUACAAAUGCUGAUUUAAGAAAUAUUUGCAGUGGUCUCUUAAUAUUUUCCAGAGCUGUAUAUAUAUGUAUCUCUAUUGUCUUUCUACUUGGUCUCUCUCUCCCUUUCCUGUCAAUAUCUUUACCCUGAUAUCACCUCUCAUGAACUCUCUUUACUGAAUAUUUCCUACCCUAACGUCUCUCUCUCUCUCUCUCUCUCUCUCUCUCUCUCUCUCUCUCUCUCUCUCCUCCUCUCUCUCUCUCUCUCUCUCUCCUCCGUCUCCUCCAUCUCUCCUCUCGCUCUCCUCUCUCCUCUCGUCUCUCCUCCUCUCGGUCCUCUCUCUCCUCUCCUCUCCUUCUCUCCUCUCUCUUCUUCCCUAUGGUUCACCAGUCACCAGAUGGUUGCCAGGACGGCAGGGAACGUCCUGAUGCGAUUGGCUGAUAGCCUUCUGUUGCCGUUCAACUGCAGUGACUAUGCAGAGACUCUGGAGGGAUACCUCAAUAAAGCCCUGGAGCUGUACACUGAUGGACUGGCAGCACACAGCAUCUCUAUAAGUGGGUCACAGUCACUAGCACACACACAGAGGGAUGGGUGAUAGCGAAGGAGUAGGGGUGAAAGGGUGGAUGGAGGGAUGGAGAUGGGGUAGAAAGGUAAUGGAAGGGUAGUGGGGGUGGAUGGAGGGAUGGAGAUGGGGUAGAAAGGUAAUGGAAGGGUAGUGGGGUGGGUGGAUGGAUGGAGAUGGGGUAGAAAGGUGAUGGAAGGGUAGUGGGGUGGGUGGAUGAGGGAUGAUGGGUAGAAAGUAAUGGAAGGGUAGUGGGUGGGUGGUGAGUGAGAUGGGGUAAAGGUAUGGAAGGUAGUGGGUGUGGUGUGAUGGGGUUAGCAAAGGUGAUGGACGGGUUGUGGGGUGGGUGUGCUUAUGGAUGGGUGUGGUGAUGGUGUGGAAGGGGUAGAAUGUAUGGAAGGGUAGAGGGGUGGGUGGAUAGAUAAAUGGAGGCAGUAGCUGAUGCUAUGUUUGUGGCUAAACAGCUACAGUGCCUUGCAAAAGUAUUCAUCCCCUUUGGCGUUUUUCCUAUUUUGUUGCAUUACAACCUGUAAUUUAAAUAGAUUUUUAUUUGGAUUUCAUUUAAUGGACAUAUACAAAAUAGUCCAAAUUGGUGAAGUGAAAUGAAAAAAAUAACUUGUUUCAAAGAAUUCUAAAAAAUAAAUAACGGAAAAGUGGUGCGUGCAUAUGUAUUCACCCCUUUGCUAUGAAGCCCCUAAAUAAGAUCUGGUGCAACUAAUUACCUUCAGAAGUCACAUAAUUAGUUAAAUAAAGUCCACCUGUGUGCAAUCUAAGUGUCACAUAAUCUCAGUAUAUAUACACCUGUUCUGAAAGGCCCCAGAGUCUGCAACACCACUAGAGACCAAAGAUAACCCUGAAGGAGCUGCAAAGCUCCACAGUGGAGAUUGGAUUAUCUGUCCAUAGGACCACUUUAGGCCGUACACUCCACAGAGCUGGGCUUUACGGAAGAGUGGCCAGAAAAAAGCCAUUGCUUAAAGACAUUGCUUAAGCAAACACGUUUGGUGUUACCCAAAAGGCAUGUGGGAGACUCCCCAAACAUAUGGAAGAAGGUACUCUGGUCAGAUGAGACUAAAAUUUAGCUUUUUGGCCAUCAAGGAAAGCGCUAUGUCUGGUGCAAACCCAACACUUCUCUUCACCCCGAGAACACCAUCCCCACAGUGACGCAUGGUGGUGGCAGCAUCAUGCUGUGGGGAUGUUUUUCAUCGGCAGGGACUGGGAAACUGGUCAGAAUUGAAGGAAUGAUGGAUGGUGCUAAAUACAGGGAAAUUCUUGAGGGAAACCUGUUUCAGUCUUCCAGAGAUUUGAGACUGGAACAGAGGUUCACCUUCCAGCAGGAUAAUGACCCUAAGCAUACUGCUAAAGCAACACUUGAGGAGUUUAAGGGGAAACAUUUAAAUGUCUUGGAAUGGCCUAGUCAAAGGCCAGACCUCAAUCCAAUUGAGAAUCUGUGGUAUGACUUAAAGAUUGCUGUACACCAGCAGAACCCAUCCAACUUGAAGGAGCUGGAGCAGUUUUGCCUUGAAGAAUGGGCAAAAAUCCCAGUGGCUAGAUGUGCCAAGCUUAUAGAGACAUACCCCAAGAGACUUGCAGCUGUAAUUGCUGCAAAAGGUGGCUCUACAAAGUAUUGACUUUGGGGGGGGGGGUGAAUAGUUAUGCACACUCAAGUUUUCUGGUUUUUUGUUUUAUUUCUUGUUUGUUUCACAAGAAAAAAUAUGUUGCAUCUUCAAAGUGGUAGGCAUGUUGUGUAAAUCAAAUGAUACAAACCCCCCCAAAAAUCUAUUUUAAUUACAGGUUGUAAGGCAACAAAAUAGGAAAAAGGCCUGAAUACUUUCGCAAGCCACUGUAAAACAGCUAAUUCAGUCAGUAACCCCCCCCGGGAGCCACUAGCUGCUGUAACAGUGCGGUUUCUGAUAAUGUGGCUUCAUCUUUUAAACAGUUUAAGUGACAAAAUAUUAUGACCUCAUCACUGAACGAUAAGACUCAGGAACACGUAUGUCUUCCUUUUCCCUCUAUAAUGCCCACAAGCCUCAUUAGAACAGAGUGGUCAAGACCAGGCAGCCAAUCAGAAUGGGGGAAAAGAUCAUGAUGUUAUUUUCUACACAGAAGAUCAUACAAAAUGAUUGCCUGAUGAUAUUCUGAACUUCCCAAUACCUUUGUAUUUGUAUUUGUAUUUAUUAAGGAUCCCCAUUAGCUGCUGCCAAGGCCUUGGCAGCAGCUACUCUUCCUGGGGUCCUGCAACAUUAAGGCAGUUAUAUACAAUUUAAAAUAUUACAUUACAUUAUAUUUCAUAACACUUUACCCAAUACAUUUAGUGUGUUCCCUCAGGCCACUACUCCACUAUCACAUAUUUACAAUACAACAUCCAUGUGUACGUGUGUGUAGAGUGAGUGUCUAUAUGAUACAUUUCAGUCACUUCAAACAAUACUUCCUUCAGAUUUAAAUACUGUCAAAAGUUCUGUCAGACUGAUUUGUAAUAGACUGACAUAGCCUCAAUUAAAAAAGUAAACAUUGGCCGUUGAUUAGAUCACUUUUUUUACAUGGUGGGGUCGCAAUUCUUUUUCAAUAUCAAGAAAGUUUGGGAACCUCUGGUUUAAGUUGUUUAGAGAAAACACACAUACACACACACACACACACACACAUGCACACACACACAAUCUCAGGGACCAGUCAGCAAUAUUAUACGGUUGAGAAACACUGUUAUAGAAUAUCCUGUCCCUGCUCCUGUUUCAGAGCCAUUAAAGGAUGCUGUGAGUAACUUCCGCUUUGCUGCCGCCAGCCUGGACAAGCUGAUCAGAGAUUCAGACUUGGCUAACGAGACGUGAGUGGUAGCUCUUUACACACACAUGCACACACACACACACACACAUGCACACACACACACACAUACACGCACAGACACACACACUCUCUCUAAACCAUUCUAAACCAGUGCUUUGUCCAUGUUUAGGCCCUUGAAGGUACGUAGGAUCAAUGACCAACUGAUGCUCCUGGACAGGGCUUUCCUGGACCCGGUGGCGUUCCCUGAUCGAUAUGGAUUCAGGUUGGGAAACUAUGUUAUGUUCUAUCUACUAGAUGAGAAUCCACUUUUGACCAUCUAGCAUAUUUGAUGUUUCGUGCACCUUUCAUUGAAUGCCUCAUUGCACGCUUAGACUACUCCCUCUCUCUUCCCUCCUCUGACCAUCUAACAUCACUCACCAUACCUUCUUUCUGUCCAUUGCUCUCUAUCUCUCCCCCUCUCGCGCUCCCUCUUCCAGACAUGUGAUCUGGGCGUCCAGUAAUGCUGGACAGCCUACCUUCCCAGGACUGGCUGAUGCGUAUGCCAGAGCUACGUCAACUGGACUGGACAGCGACUGGAAAGAAGCACACCGUCAGCUGUCCACCUUGAUCCAGGCCAUACAGGGAGCCGCUCACACACUGGGGGACGUCAUUUAGAGAAAACAUAGAGAUACUGUACAUGUUAUAUGACAC
Messenger RNA from Coregonus sp. 'balchen', 28060 nucleotides. Lineage: Eukaryota; Metazoa; Chordata; Actinopteri; Salmoniformes; Salmonidae. The record is from the annotation of a GenBank genome assembly.